This is a messenger RNA of Clunio marinus, 324 nucleotides long. The record is from the annotation of a GenBank genome assembly. NCBI's taxonomy places the organism in Eukaryota, Metazoa, Arthropoda, Insecta, Diptera, Chironomidae.
AUGAACACAUCAAUUAACAAUUCACAAACAAUGUUGAAAGAAAUCAGUGGAAAAAAAUAUUCCGUAGAUUAUCUGAAUAAAAUCUCUCAGUUAAAACCACAUCUGUUGGUCGUAUUAAAAGUUUUGCUGCCUGCCUUAAGCGCGAAAAAAAAACGAAUAAAAGUUGAAAUGAAAAUCUUUGUGAUGAUGCUUCAAACAAUUAAAUUUAAAAACUUAUUUUGUCAUGUCACAGAUAAUUCCAAGAACAACACUGGAAGUGAUGAGAAGAAUUUUUUAAUGAGAAGUGGGAACAUGUUGAGGACAUGUUGUCGAUUUUUAUCGUAA